Molecule: messenger RNA, 1108 nt
Organism: Oryzias latipes (Japanese medaka)
Lineage: Eukaryota; Metazoa; Chordata; Actinopteri; Beloniformes; Adrianichthyidae
Gene: s100a11
Product: S100 calcium binding protein A11
Cellular component (GO): perinuclear region of cytoplasm
Molecular function (GO): calcium-dependent protein binding; calcium ion binding; transition metal ion binding
Source: RefSeq, a predicted model, not a curated record
GUCAAAAAGGCUUCACUCACGCUGGCCGAAGGGCUGAUGCUUAACUCAGGUAAACGCACAAACACAGAGGCGGGAAAAGGCCACAAACAGUCACGGAGGACGUCAGCAGCUCAGUCUUUGUCUGAGUUUCUGCUGAAAACAUUUCAGCUUCAGGUUUGCAUCCAACGAGCUCCAGAAGGUGGAGCGUUGAGCUGCAAGCUUCUCCUUUGGGUUCCAGCAGGAGAUCCCUGCAGGCGUUUGUUUGUCCCCAGGCAGCGCCGUUAUUUGAGUCAUGUUUUCUAUAAACGAAUUACUGCUGCGGCGUGCUGGAUUCCAUCAGGCCGGCCUGAUGCUAUCGCUGCAGCAGAGAGACUGAGGGGCUUUUGUGCCACCAUCAUCAUCAUCAUCAUCAUGGUUUGCCCUUUGCAGGUCAGCAUGGCAGCUUCCUGCUUUUGUCUGCAGUUUUUCUGAUGUAAACAUGCAGCCUGGAGGAUGGGGGUGAAGAGGAGGGCGUGCUGAGGCUUUUUUCCGCUGAUGUGUGCACCCGUGAGGAAGAUGAGGCGCGCAUAUUUAGAGGUGAUGGUCAGAAUAGAGAGAGACGAGGCUUCAGACACCUGCUGGAAGCAGAGCUAGUAGAACAGCUUCUGGUUCCUCGUCAGACUCCGACUUUCUGUUUGAUCGUUUUCUUUGCAGCGUGAAGCAGCAUGGAGGCAGCCAUCACCACCAUAGUCAGCCAGUUCCAGGUGCAUGCUGGGAGUGAAGGAUGCUCCAGCACGCUGAGCAAAGACGAGUUCCAGCAGCUGGUGGCUUCUCAGCUUCCAAACUUGGUGAAGAACGCCAGCGACCCCGGAGUGAUCGACCAGCUCAUGAGCUCCAUAGACGAGAACAACGACGGGGAGCUGACGUUCUCCGAGUUCUGGCAGCUGAUCGGGAAACUGGCGAGCAAACAGGGAGGUUACGGCCAGUAGGCCUCCAGGAUCUCCUGGUUGUGCAACACCUGAAAGGCAUUUGAAUUCCUUCACGGCUCCGCCCACCUGCGUGGCACAUGUGUGACUCCGUGCUUAAGCAUUUGUUGAAUGUCUGGAACUAUGAAUUAAAGACUUCCUGGUGUUGCAGCUUCAACCAUCCA